Molecule: messenger RNA, 1011 nt
Organism: Rhopalosiphum padi (bird cherry-oat aphid)
Lineage: Eukaryota; Metazoa; Arthropoda; Insecta; Hemiptera; Aphididae
Product: solute carrier family 15 member 1-like
Exons: 8
Coding region: 1-1011 (336 amino acids)
Biological process (GO): transmembrane transport
Cellular component (GO): membrane
Molecular function (GO): transmembrane transporter activity
Source: RefSeq, a predicted model, not a curated record
AUGUAUUUGUUAAUACCAAUACCAUUGUUAUACACACUUUUUGAUCAACAAGGUUCUCGUUGGAUAUUGCAAGGAACUCUAAUGAAUGGAAAGAUAGAUUUUUUAAAUUGGUCAAUUAAGCCUGAUCAAGUACAUUUCAUUAAUCCGUUAUUCGUUUUGAUAUUCAUACCACUUUUUAAUGGUGUAGUCUAUCCAAUUUUAUAUGAAAUUGGUAUAAACACACCUUUAAAAAAAGUCACUCUAGGUGGCCUAUUUACUGUAUCGUCGUUUGGUCAGACCUUAGUACUGCCGUCAAAUGAAGGUCAAUUAAGAAUAAUCAAUAAUUUUGAUUGCGGUGUUACUAUAUCUGGUUCUUUGGUUGGAAAUGUCAGUAUUGAACCAUUAAAUGUACUUCACAUUAAUUAUAGUUUAGAAGAAUUCAAUAAAACUGAUGUUAUAUCUAUAGACGUAAAUCCUAUGUGCCAAUUAAAAACGGGUAUUUUGCAACAACGUGUUUUCAUUGUAAAAGAAAGGGUCUCAUCGUAUUUUUUAACAUCUAAAAAUAAUGAUGGCAUAGAAUUGACACAUUUAAACGAAUUAAAGAAAUUGAAGAGUGGAAAUUCAAAUCUCAGGAUUUCGUACAGUCAUAAUUUGUCGGGAAAAAGCAUUACAUUAAGGAAUACUAAUAAUAAAUUGUCUGAUAUAAAUUUUAAAUUGCCACUAAACAAAAACACAAACCAUGAAAUACCUGUUGGAACUUAUGAUGUAUAUCUAGAUGAUGAAAAUAUUUUGCAAAUGACAGAUUUACUACCGGCUAGCGUUAAUGACUUAAUAUUUCAUCAUAGUUUUAACCAAACGGCGCCAUUAAGUAUGAAGUCUUUUAUAUCGGCAGCUAAUUUAUGUACUCAAGCAGUUGGAAAUUUACUUAUAGUUAUUAUAUCCAAGAUGAAAUUGUUUGAAAAUCAACUGCAACAACAUCAAAGAUCUAAAGUAUGUGUAACUCACCGAAAUCUUGAAAGAAUUUUCAUUUGA